This is a messenger RNA of Telopea speciosissima, 1630 nucleotides long. Its product is annotated as cytochrome P450 714A1-like. NCBI's taxonomy places the organism in Eukaryota, Viridiplantae, Streptophyta, Magnoliopsida, Proteales, Proteaceae. The record is from RefSeq and is a predicted model, not a curated record. The coding region runs from base 18 to 1589 and encodes 523 amino acids. Gene Ontology annotation, molecular function: monooxygenase activity; oxidoreductase activity, acting on paired donors, with incorporation or reduction of molecular oxygen; heme binding. The transcript has 5 exons.
GAGAGAGAGAGAGAGAGAUGGAAGUCUGGUUUGUGAAGGCUCUAUGGAGCUUGUGUUUGGUAGGGUUUUGCAGUUUGAUCGGAUAUAUCUUAAAUGCUGUAUGGAUGAAGCCGGAGAGGCUUCGAGAGAAGCUUAGAAAGCAAGGAAUCAAAGGACCUCCACCUUCUUCUUUUCUGUCUGGAAAUGCUGCUGAGAUGACAAAGAUCAAAUCAGAGGCUUUGAAUAUGAAGCAGGUUAAAGACCAUGGAGAGAUUGCUGCCCAUGAUUACACUUCUGCUCUCUUCCCAUAUUUUGAACACUGGAGAAAACAAUACGGUCUAGUAUACAUGUAUUCAACUGGAAGGACACAACACUUGUAUGUGAAUCACCCUGAUCUUGUGAAGGAGAUAGGUCAAGUUAUAUCUUUCGAUUUAGGGAAGCCAUUGCACUUGGCAAAGACACUUAAUCCUUUGCUAGGUAAGGGUGUUCUGGUCUCCAACGGCCAUGUUUGGUCCCACCAGAGGAAAAUCGUUUCAGCCGAGUUCUUCAUGGACAAGGUUAAGGGCAUGGUGGGGCUAAUGCUGGAGUCUGGGCUGGCAUUGAUAGAGAAAUGGGAGAAGCGAGUAGUUGAAUCUAAAGGAGGGAUUGCUGAGAUAAAAGUAGAUGAAGAUUUGAGGGACUUCUCUGCUGAUGUUAUCUCUAGAGCUUGUUUUGGGAGUUCCUACUCUCAAGGCAAAGACAUUUUCUCUAAGAUCCGGGUCCUUGAAAAGAUGUUAUCCGAGAAAGGGUUCCUACAUAAGGGAGCAACUUUCAGAAAUUUUCCAACCAAGAGUAACAGAGACGUAUGGAAGCUAGAAAGAGAGAUUGAAUCAUUAAUAUUGAAGACAGUAAAGGAGCGAGAAGAAAAAACCUUGGGUAACCCUAGCUUAGAGAAAGAUCUAUUACAAAUGAUACUAGAGGGUGCUAUGAGUGAUAAGUUAAGUAGAAAAGCCUCUAAUCGCUUCAUAGUUGAUAACUGCAAGAACAUCUACUUUGCUGGUCAUGAAACUACAGCAGUUGCUGCAGCUUGGUGUUUGAUGUUAUUAGGUUUAUAUCCCGAGUGGCAAGACCGUGUUCGUCGAGAAGUUUUUCAAGUUUGCAGAGGUGGAGUCCCAGAUAAUGAUGCCCUACGCAAGUUGAAAACGGUUGAAAUGGUGAUUCAGGAAACCUUGCGACUCUACCCUCCUGGAGCAUUCAUAUCAAGAGAGACAUUGAAAGAUACAAAGCUAGGAGAUCUCAUUGUUCCCAAAGGCAUAAGAUUGUGGACUCUGAUACCCACAUUGCAUAGAGACCCAGAUGUUUGGGGACCAGAUGCAAACGAAUUCAAUCCAAGUAGGUUUGAAAAUGGUAUCUCUGAAGCUUGCAAGUAUCCACAAACAUAUGUGCCUUUUGGAGCUGGUCCAAGGUUGUGUUUGGGAAGGAACUUUGCACUGGCAGAGUUGAAGGUUCUGCUUUCUCUUAUGGUUUCCAAAUUCUCUUUCUCUAUUUCUCCAAAAUAUCAACAUUGCCCUAAAUUUGUGAUGAUUGUGGAGCCUAAGUAUGGAGUAGAUCUCAUAGUAAAGAAAAUAUAGACUGAAAAAUCAUGUGGAUGAUAAGAAAGAGGGUUUGGUUG